UAGGUUGCAGUGGAAAAAAAACCUGUUCAGUCAGUGGGUGUGAAACUAGUCGUGAAGACACUUUGUAUCCGGGACGUUUUAGUGUCGGUGAAACUCUGCGUGGUGACAUUUCACCUAUCCGUUGUUCUAGCGCAGGGUUGCAGUGGUCUGGAGCCUAUCCCAGAUGCAAAGGACAUGAGGCCAGGUACACCCUGUACAGGACCCCCGGCAAUCUCUCUCUCUCACACACACACACUUGAAGGGCAGUUUAGAGUCACCAAUCAAUGCAGCUAAAACAUGACUUCAGACCGUGGCAGAGGAAACCCGAAGAAUAGGAAGGCGGUCGCGGAGAGAACAUCAACAUGCAAACUCCCAGGCAGCCCGAGCUCCAUCCGAGAAUCCAGCGCUACGUGCUCGGCCCCCGCGUGCCACCCUGGUCACACACGAGCGAGCGCGAGAGCCGAGCGGCCCCGCCCACUUCCUGCUACACCUGUCUGACAGGUAGCUCGCGCUCGCACUCGCACAACAUGGACGCCGGACGGCGGAUCGGAAUCAUGUAACUCGGUGCGUCUGUGCGCCUUCGAGUCCGGGCUCUGCGAAGAUCAUCAUCAUGUGGUGGCGACGGCAUCACCGCGGCAGACUCGUCCUCCUGCUCCUCGUCGCCGCCACUUUUGCCGUAUGGAGGGUCUCUGCCAUGAAGGUGAGCUGCUCAGCCGAGCUAAAAGCCAUCCAGGGGAACGUUCUCACCCUGGGCUGCUCCUUCAGCUCCACUAGCCGUGUGUCCAGCCUCACGUCCGUGGAGUGGUCUUACCGGCCACCGGACGGCCAGCCUAUGCAGUCUGUUUUCCACUUCUUUUCCAAGUCCUACCCACCCACGGAGGGUCAGUUCAAAGGGCGCAUUAAGUGGAAUGGGGACAUUGCAGGUGGUGAUGCCUCCCUCCAGCUUCUCAACGCUUCCCUCAAUGAUAAUGGCACCUUCACGUGUGCCGUGAGGAAUCCCCCUCAGGAUGUCCAUGGUUCCCCAUGCCAGAUGGAGUUAAGGGUUACUCCCAGGGAGUUGAGCCUUCGCUUCUCCUAUGUUGCUGUUCUGAUGGCUCUGAUCCUGUUGCCCUCUGCUGUCAUCACACUUGUGUUGCUGGGACGGAUGUGCUGUUGCCAGAGGGACACGACUUUGCCGCAGGGUUACCACUCACCCAUCGAGGUGAUAGAAGGGGAGGAACAUGACCACAUGAUGCACAAAGUGAAGCAUCGAAAGUUCUUUUGCUGUGAAAUGCAUCUACAGGAUUUUGAUGAUGAAAAUUACUACAACAGCUCAGAGGAACUGCAGAAAGAGGCUAUUGCAGAAUCUCGGUGUUAGCAGCCUGUGGUCAGGGAAAUGAAAAAGCUGCAGCCCACUCUUUCUCCACGGAUGGUACAGUGCAGACCCCGAGCUGAAAUGUAAUAAAGGACAUUGAAAUGAGCAGGGCCUCUACUGAUGUUCAGAAUCCUCUCACUUUCUUUUGGCUUUUUUGCUGAUAUGUCUUCCAGUUGUGGAGCUUCAUGGUUUUAAAACAUGAGGAUUUAUCGAGUUGCGUUUCAUCUUUACUCCCCAAGAAAAUGCAUAUAAUGCUUAUAUACGUAUAUGCAUGUCAUGAGCAAUGCUUGAUACGUAAUGACACUGAUUAGCACAAAACUUUAGGUAAUCUUUUUCCUUUUUUCAAGCCAGUCUGUUCAUUUUUCCGGUUAGAAUUUGUAAUUUAUUAUUUGCCUUGUAACUUUUCAGAAGAGGUUCACCUUUACCUAUUUUUAUAGUGAAGAUGUACAGGUAUUUAAAUAUGAACCAGUUUGUGUGGAAAUGCUGAGUUGCAUGUGGUUCACUUAGUUUUUUGUGGUACUUCACUGGACUGCUGUUUGGUGAAUGCAUGAAUAAAUCUUACUUGCAAGAACUUUAUAUUUUCUGAAAUGUGCUCUGUCUCAAUGCUGUUAGUUUUAUGGCAACAGUAAAUGGAAAAUUACAUCUCAUAGAUAAAGUAAAUUCGUGUUUUUCAAGACUUGUAUGCACAUGAAAAUUGGUCCUUUUUCCUGCAGUAAUAUGCAUAUUGGUAGUCUCACCUAUUGCUGUAUAAAUGGUAAAUAAUUGUAGGU
Scleropages formosus (Asian bonytongue) is the source of this 2103-nucleotide messenger RNA. RefSeq names its product myelin protein zero-like 3 (gene mpzl3). Bases 590 to 1336 code for a protein of 248 amino acids. The transcript has 6 exons. Gene Ontology annotation, cellular component: plasma membrane. Lineage: Eukaryota; Metazoa; Chordata; Actinopteri; Osteoglossiformes; Osteoglossidae. The record is from RefSeq and is a predicted model, not a curated record.